Molecule: messenger RNA, 3451 nt
Organism: Exaiptasia diaphana
Lineage: Eukaryota; Metazoa; Cnidaria; Anthozoa; Actiniaria; Aiptasiidae
Product: beta-hexosaminidase
Biological process (GO): glycosaminoglycan metabolic process; carbohydrate metabolic process; ganglioside catabolic process
Cellular component (GO): membrane
Molecular function (GO): polysaccharide binding; beta-N-acetylhexosaminidase activity
Source: RefSeq, a predicted model, not a curated record
GACCUCAGUCUGGGAAGUCAUGAUACCUCUGUUGAAGAUGUCCUCUGCACGAAUUGCAACCGUGCUUUUGAUGUUAUGCAGCUUUGCAGACACAGUUCACACGUUGGUUCAGGAUGACAUCAAUGACAUGGCGUCAAAUAUUCAAGUACGCUAUGACGUAGUCGAUAAUUUGAUUGACAGCUGGUUGAAAUACAAAGCACGCGUUACUCUUCAAAACAAAGGCUCCCGCUCAUUAAAGCAAGGACCAUGGGCUCUAUACUUUUGCAGUAUUCGAAUMGUGGAGCCAGAUCAUCUUCCCAACAAUCCCCACGGUUAUAUAAUCCCGGGAGGACCUGGGAUCAAAUUAACUCAUAUCAAUGGAUGCCUUCAUAAGAUGGAACCAACAACUGACUUCAAAGACUUGGCUCCAGACUCCUCCGUGAAGAUAGAAUUCAAAGUCAAAUAUUUCGCUGUUGCCAAGACUGACAUCAUGCCAAACUGGUAUUUCGGCGCCGARGGACUGGUGUCCAAAGCCGUUAAAAACACACAGGGGGAGGGGUUAGACUUUGUWGGGGAAUUUACAACAGAGCAUCAAUGGAGGCGCUAUACUGGUGAUAACUACCAUCCCCUCUCCCCUGGGGAACGGUUUGAUAGAAUUGAGGCUAGUGAUUUGGGAAAGGCUCCUUUGUUGUUGAUUCCAACUCCUUUGAAAAUAAGUGGAUGGGAAAAAGGGAAUAGAAUGAAAGUUAGCAACGAUAAAUGGAAGAUAACCGCUGACAAAGGCCUUGAAAACGAAGCUUCAUUCCUAGCAGUAAAAAUCCGAGCAACGACCGUGACCUCAUCACCACCACUGACUAAAGUUAUCAAAAUGGAACUCAAGGACCCUGACGUCAUAAUAGGUGGUUCUAAAACAACCAAUCAGGAGGCUUAUAGCCUUGUCGUUGAUGUGUCUGGUCAGACGAUAACGAUUCAUGGCAAUACCACGGCUGCGGUGUUUUAUGGUAUUCAAUCUUUAUUGGCAAUCAUUGAUGAUAAAGGAACAGUUCCCAAGGUGACAGUCAAAGAUGCCCCUAGAUACGCCUAUAGAGGAAUGCACCUGGACGUUGGUCGCAACUUCAAGACGAAAGACAAAGUUCUUCAAUUUCUUGAUAUGUUGGCUACUUAUAAGUUUAAUAAAUUUCACUUUCAUUUGUGUGAGGAUGAAGGCUGGAGGCUUCAGAUUAAAGGUCUCGAAGAACUAACAGAGGUUGGGUCCAAACGUUGCCACGACCUCAACGAAACAACUUACCCCCUGAAGGACUAGGUUCAAGGCAAUACUACACUCGCGAUGAAUACCAGCAAAUCUUGACAUACGCUAAGAAGAGGCACAUUCAAGUCAUCCCAGAGUUUGACAUGCCGGGCCAUAGUCACGCAGCUAUCAAAUCAAUGGAGGCCAGGUACCAUAAAUUGAAAUCACGUGACAUCAACGAAGCCAAAAAGUACUUAUUGACUGAACUCGACGAUCCCUCCAAGUACAUUACAGUGCAGUGGUUCACAGACGAUGCAACGAAUCCCUGUAUUGAAUCGACCUACAAUUUCGUAACCCACGUUGUUGACGCUUUAAUAGACAUGCACAAAAGUAUACAACCGCUGACCCUUUAUCACUUUGGAGGCGAUGAGGUGGCAGAGGGGGCCUGGAAAAACUCUAGCGCUUGUAAAGCAUUAGCGGGAAGAUUGGGUCUUGAUUUCUCCGCGCAUGACAUUGUUGAUAACUUGAAAGAUUACUUUGUUCAACGCGUAGCUAAUAUUACAUCGAGUAGAGGUCUGGAUUUAGGUGGAUGGGAAGACGGUUUGCUUGGGCCCAAUUACGUGCCUUACAGACGAGAGAGGAUACAAAACAGGAACGUGUAUGCUUACGCAUGGAGAGGCGGAGGAAGAAGGACUAAUAACUUAGCCAAUGCUGACUACAAGGUAAUUCUGUCCCAGGCCACGUACCUUUACUUCGAUCACCCUUACGAACCCGACCCUCAAGAGCGUGGAUACUACUGGGCAGCACGCUUCACUGAUACACGCAAAACAUUCAGCUUUCUUCCUGAAAAUCUUUACGCCAACGUGCGCGUGGAUAGAUGGGGAAAUCCGCUGACGCGMAAGGAGCUGUGCAAAGAACCAAACUCAUGUCCAGAGUUACAAAAGAAAAGCAAUAUAGUUGGUAUGGCAGGAGCUCUAUGGACCGAGACAGUGCGCACAGAUGACCAAAUGGACAGUAUGAUCUUCCCYAGACUUCUUGCUUUAAGCGAACGAGCAUGGCACAAAGCAUCAUGGGAAGAUAUUGCUAAUGAAGCUCAAAGAGAGAAAGAGAUGGUGAAGGACUGGGAAGAGUUUUCAAACUUUCUUGGGYACCAAGAGCUUUCUCGUCUGGAUAGAUUGGGCGUUAAGUACCGAGUACCAGUUCCAGGAGCAAAAAUGGAUGGAAAGCGGAUUGCUACUAAAACUUUGAUACCAGGCCUCGUUGUCCAGUACUCUAGGAAUGACGGGAAGACAUGGCAUAACGUCAGCAAGAAUACCGAACUCCAUGGUAACGUUAUCCUUGCCACAAGGUCAGCAGACGGGAGUCGGUUAAGCAGGUCUGUGAAGUUCAAAGGUCCUGUGGUUUCCAAAGGAAGAAUUUUGCCUUCCGUGCAUGGAAUUGUGGGAUUGCUAAGCUGGCUUCUUUUCUUUGCUUUUUAUUAGAGUUUUAUCUCUAUAUAAAGUGCUACAAUCCAGGACAAAAAGGUUGACAAUGAUUCAUCAUUCAACAAAGUUCAGGUACCUCUCAUUCCACCACCUCCCCUCACCCAAAAUUCUUCCACUCCCUCCCCUCCCCCCAAAAGUGUUUCUCGAAACCCAGCUUUGAGCGCCAUACAACUUCUGCGCAAUCCUCACAAAAUUUCCGAUUUUUUUGAAAAUUGUCAACUCUUUUUGUCCAAGAUUAUAGGUUACAAACCAACACAUUUUACCAAAGCAAUUGUCUUGAAACAUGAUUUCAAUGGGCAUUAGACACAAAGAAAAUAAGCUUGGGAUCGACAAGAUCAGACUAUACACAAGACCUCCAGUUCUUUACAUCUAUAAAAUAUAUACUUUUUUCGUUUUUCAAAUAAAAAACAACUAUAUUGUUGUGUAUGUAAUCUUAUGUGCACAUACACUUGCCUAUUCAUGAAUGCGGAUAGAGUCRUUUUCAUCUGACUGUGAAAUAGGAAUUGUAUUACUAUUACCCCCUAAUAGCUCCCAAUAACUUAACUUAUGRCAUGCGACAAACUAAUUAGGCAAAAACGGUUUUAAUUUUGCGUUUUGGUAGCCUAAUACACACUAAUAGUUACUGACUAGUAGUAAUUGUUUCACAGACGGAUGAACUGAUGACUCUAUAUAAAUACCACAAAAAUUCAGGUUCACUCAAUUAACUUAAUUGUUAAGUUUAGGGAAAUUAUCGAGUAAAAUAAAGGGUAAGGUAAUGCUU